AUGGGUAGACGUACAUUCGAUGAUCAACCUGUACGCCCCAUCCCCAACUGCUUCACAAUCGUUGUCACCAGUGACACUCAUCUUACCGAUCCCAAUGGUCUCAUACUCGAAGAGCGAUCCGGAUCACUCCUUCGAACUCGUUCACUCACUGAAGCAAUGACCUUUGUUAAAGAGUUUGAGGAGGUGUACAUAGUUGGAGGCCGCAGGAUAUACGAGGAUUCACUACAGUUUGUCGAUGAACUGAUAAUUACACAUGUACAUUCGGAAGAUGUUGUUGGUGAUACACAUCUUAAUCUGUUCCCUGAGAAGGGAUCUUUGCGUGAUAGGAACAAUGACCUCUGGGAGGUGGUCAGAUCACACUACCAUGCCAAAGACGAUAGACAUCAGUUUGACUACACCAUCAAGUAUUAUAAACGUGUGACACUGCGAACAGUGUUUGCAUAA
This is a messenger RNA of Acytostelium subglobosum LB1, 444 nucleotides long. RefSeq lists its product as hypothetical. The record is from RefSeq and is a predicted model, not a curated record. The transcript has 2 exons. Gene Ontology annotation, biological process: dihydrofolate metabolic process; glycine biosynthetic process; tetrahydrofolate biosynthetic process. The coding region runs from base 1 to 444 and encodes 147 amino acids. Gene Ontology annotation, molecular function: dihydrofolate reductase activity; NADP binding. Lineage: Eukaryota; Evosea; Eumycetozoa; Acytosteliales; Acytosteliaceae.